UUGGUGCAGCACCACCAAGGCUCCAAAGAAUGAUGCUACAGCUACAGAUAUGUGACCCGGUGGUUUGUUAUGUUCCAGCCAAGCUUAUGUAUGCAGCAGACGCUCUGUUGUGGGCGCACUUGGCAACUAGUUACGACGUGGAGCCAGAACUUACCAGUGACAUGCAAGUCAUGGUCCAUGCUUUUGUCACUUUGCUGCCAGUAAGUGCGAAAAAGAAAGCACAGUUACAGCAGGCCAUGGCAACAGAUCAAAAGCUACAACGUCUCAAUCGACAAAUAGAAAUGGGCUGGCCUUCAAAGAUUGAAGAUGUGUCAACCAAGAUACGAGCAUACGGGACGAUCAGAGACGAGCUUCAUCAGGCAGACGGCAUAUUGUUCAAAAGAAGGAAGAUAAUUAUACCAGAGGCCCUACAAUCAGACAUGCUAAAGAUUGCACAUGAAUCUCAUCGAGGGCUGGAAAGAUGCAAAAAGCGAGCAAGAGCGGUCAUGUAUUGGCCAGGAAUGACAAAAGACAUCGACCAAGUGGUUAGUCAGUGCAGGACCUGUCUGUGUUUCUGGAGGAGCAGUACUAAGGAGCCUCUUUUGCCACAUGCACUACCAACAAGGCCAUGGGAAAAGCUGGGAGUGGGUAUCAUGACUUUGAAAGCAAAAGAUUAUCUGAUAGUAGUGGAUUAUUCCAAGUACAUAGAUUUUCAGCAACGGAGAGACAAGACUUCAUCGCCGGCCAUUAACGCCAUGAAGUACAUGUUUGCUACUCACGGUAUUCUAGAAGAAAUAAUAUCUGAUAACAUGCCAUUCGCAAGCAGAGAAAUGCAAACCUUCGCCAAUGAAUGGGGAUUCACCAUUACAACCACAAGCCCGGGGUAUUCAAAAUCUAAUGGCUUCGCAGAGAGGAACGUACAAAUCAUAAAGAACCUGCUCAGAAAGACACUUCAUGAUGGAGGAGACCCGUACCUGGCACUGCUCAACCAAAGAAACACUCCUAGACCGCAGCUGCAAGCGUCCCCAGCCGAGCUCCUCAUGCCCUGAACCUUGAAGUCAAAGUUGCCGGCAGCCCCAGAAGUGCUUCAGCCACAAUGCCUCGAGACGUACGGGAACAGCUGAAACAAUGACAAUGGCAGCAGAAGUACUAUCAUGACCAAGGAGCUUGACCAAACAGAGAACUAUGCUCAGGCGAAGUCGUUCGAUUGCAAAAGGGAAAGAAUGGAAACCUGCAGUAGGGAUAAAGCAGUACGUGAUAAAACACGAAGGCAAAGUUCUGUGCAGAAAUAGACGACAUCUGAACCCCUCACUGGAACCGCUCUCUGAACUUAGCGAGGGAUUGGACUAUGACUCGGACAUCGUCGACCACCAUGAUACCAUACCAGUCUAGGAGAUCCAUCAGACAGCACAGAACAGGGAUAGCAACUCCCAACCUCGCCAAAGAAGGUGACCAGAUCAGGACGGGAGAUCAAAACACCGGCAAGACUGAAGGACUAUGUUACUUAUUGAAAGAGGAGAGAUGUGACAGUAUUGACUCUAUUAGUUUUAAGACUUGGAGCAUGCGUAGUACAAGGUAUGCUAAAGCGCAGAACAGCGAAUAACUUUAGUAGCUGUGUUGAGUUGCAUUACUAGAGUCUAUAAUACAACUGAA
Corticium candelabrum is the source of this 1632-nucleotide messenger RNA. RefSeq lists its product as uncharacterized. NCBI's taxonomy places the organism in Eukaryota, Metazoa, Porifera, Homoscleromorpha, Homosclerophorida, Plakinidae. The coding region runs from base 30 to 1028 and encodes 332 amino acids. The transcript has a single exon. The record is from RefSeq and is a predicted model, not a curated record. Gene Ontology annotation, biological process: DNA integration. Gene Ontology annotation, molecular function: nucleic acid binding.